This is a messenger RNA of Sphaeramia orbicularis (orbiculate cardinalfish), 2999 nucleotides long. RefSeq names its product dpy-19-like 1, like (H. sapiens) (gene dpy19l1l). Gene Ontology annotation, molecular function: mannosyltransferase activity. Gene Ontology annotation, cellular component: nuclear inner membrane. Lineage: Eukaryota; Metazoa; Chordata; Actinopteri; Kurtiformes; Apogonidae. The record is from RefSeq and is a predicted model, not a curated record.
AUGGUGGCUAAAAACAGAAAACAAUCGGGGAAGAGUCCAGCGACCCAGACUGACCGUGACAAGAGCCCGUUUGUUUCACCCUCUGGGAAAAGUAACGUUAGGCGACCAGGCAGGGAUGGCAAAGCAUUUAACAGCUCCCUUCCAAACGGACUCUCAGGCAUCAGACACAAGCUGGGGCUAACUCCCUCAGGGGCAGUGACGCUGGGAAUCACUCUUCUCCUCGCUGUUCUGACUGGAUACCUCCAUUGGUGUCAUCUGUCGCAGCUCUUUGAAAAUGACAGGCACUUCUCUCACUUGUCUAACUUGGAGAAGGAAAUGGCUUUUCGAACAGAAAUGGGUCUAUACUACUCCUACUACAAGACUAUUAUAGAGGCUCCCUCUUUCCUGGACGGCCUCCAUAUGGUGAUGAAUGAUCAACUCACAGAGUACCCUUUGGUUAUUAACACACUGAAGAGAUUCAACCUUUAUCCAGAGGUGGUCCUGGCCAGCUGGAACCGCAUCUAUACAAGUGUCAUGGGCUCACUUGGGAUUCCAACAAAGAUGUGCUGGUCCAUCAAUAGAGGAGAGGGUACUCCUGUGGACAGCUGUGAAGGUAUGGGUGACCCAGCAUAUUUCUACGUGACCUGUGUGUUCCUGCUGAACGGGGUGAUGUUGAGCCUGUUCUUCGUUUAUGGUGCCUACCUCAGUGGCAGUUUGCUGGGUGGUAUUGUGACUGCACUGUGUUUCUUCUUCAAUCACGGUGAGAGCACUCGUGUGAUGUGGACCCCACCCCUGAGGGAGAGUUUUGCCUACCCAUUUCUUGUUCUGCAGAUGCUGCUCCUCACCUACAUCCUGCGGACACAGAACCCAGGCAGGACAGCCAUGGUCGCUCUGGGCAUGUCAAAUUUGUGCUUCAUGCUUCCUUGGCAGUUUGCCCAGUUUGUGCUGCUCACCCAGGUUGCCUCUCUUUUUGCCUCAUACAUCUUGGGUUACCUUGGUGCCACCAAGAUGCAAUUCAUCCUGGCCACUCAUAUGAUCACUCUUGGCGUGUGCUUUGUCCUAAUGUUUGGCAACUCCAUGCUCCUCACAUCGUUCUAUGCCUCUUCACUUGUUUCUAUCUGGGUUAUCAUUGCACUGAGGGAUCAAUUUGCUCAGGUCUUCAAACCUGGCAUCAUCAUCUGGCUAAUGCAGGGUUUGGCUUGGGUCAGCUCCACAGUUCUGCUAAAAUUUAUGCUGUCCACAGUCUUUGGUGCCUCUGAUGAUGCCCACAUCAGCGGCUUGAUCAAGUCUAAGUUCACAAGUUACAAGGAUUUCCACACUAUGAUGUACACGUGUGCAGCUGAAUUCGACUUCAUGGAGUUCGAGACUGUCAUACGUUACCUCAAGACAAUGCUGCUGCCAAUCAAUGUUCUUGUGGCUGCUCUCAUUGCCUGGAGGACUAUCCAGGAAAUAAUCCACUUCCAAAGGGUUGGUGCAAGGACUGCUGACAAGACUGAUGAUGCUGAUGAAGGUGUAGGAUUUGAAAUGGCUGCAAAAGGAGAGCUGGUGUAUCACAGUCUGCAGCUGGUGGCGUUUGCUGUCCUGGCCAUCCUCAUCAUGCGUCUUAAGCUCUUCCUGACACCUCACAUGUGCAUCAUGGCCUCACUAAUCUGCUCCAAACAGUUAUUUAGCUGGUUUGGGGAGAAGUUAAAGCACCAGAUUGCAGUAUUUGCUGUGUUGGCUGUCAUGGCCAUACAAGGAGUGGCCAACCUUCAGGGCCAGUGGGCCAUCAUUGGAGAAUUCAGCAACCUUCCCCAGGAAGAGCUUUUAGACUGGAUACAGUACAACACUCAGCCUGAUUCUGUAUUUGCUGGAGCUAUGCCUACCAUGGCCAGUGUGAAGCUGUCUGCAGGUCGAGCCAUUGUCAACCACCCCCACUAUGAAGAUGCUGGUCUGAGGGAGAGAACCAAACUGGUAUACUCCAUGUACAGUCGCAUGUCUGGUGAAACAGUGAAGAGAAACCUGAUGAAGCUGGGAGUAGACUACUUCAUCUUGGAAGAUUCCUGGUGCACCAGGAGAACUAGACCAGGGUGCAGCAUGCCAGAGAUCUGGGAUAUUGAGGAUCCCCAAAAUGUUGGUAAAAUUCCUCUGUGCACCCACAUGUCCAGGAACUCACGGCCCCAUUUUAACACCGUCUUCUCCAACGACGUGUAUAAGGUACUCAAAAUCCCCAAAGUUGCCAAAGAUCUCAGAUAACAGCUAGCAUCAAACUGAUUUCCACACAGCAGGACUAGCCCUGCAGCAGGUGCAAGUGUUCUUUGUCUUUUCACCGAUACUGACUACAGCUUUUUACUUCCCGAAUCUCCAACCCACACAACUGGUAUUGAAGGAUGGAGUCAUAGUGGGUUGAAUGCCGUUGACCGUGAUGUCCUUGCAGUUUUCAAUAUUUAAGACCUAGGGAGACUUGACAGUUGUCCCUGAAUCUGCAUCCGUCACUGAGCUAAAUUCCCAUUUUGCUCCCAGUCAAAGCUGAAAUUUUAGUACAUUUCUGUACUGCAUUUCUAUAAGUGUGUUGGAUUGGUUCUGUUUCUUUAUGAAAAAAAAAAAAACAUGUUCAUAUCAGUAUUGUUUUGUCUUUUUUUUUUUUUUUUUUUUUUUGAGCUUAGUAAAUCCUUUUUCAUCAGGACCAAUUUGUGAUGUCCACAUCCUGUGAAGCAAUACAUUUUGUGAACAUUUUGUGUGUCGAUCUAUGAACAGAUUCUCAGUAGUACAAUAUUUUUAUAAUUUAUUUGUGUGAAUAUUUUUAUGCUGUCAAUUUACAUUUUAGAGGAAAAAUGUUUUUUGGUUUUGGGAAUAACAUGGAAAAGUUCUGUUAUUGUGUUGUUUUUUUUAAAAAUCCUUUUCUGACUACUUCAGUAGUCAUGACCAGAUGGAGUUCAAGGGUUUGGUUGGACAUAAAUCAUAGUGUAGUAGUUGUUAGUUGUGUGAGACACAGCCCUGCAAAAAAAACUUGUCAUUCACCUGGAUUAAUCAGCACACAA